This is a messenger RNA of Punica granatum (pomegranate), 4088 nucleotides long. The record is from RefSeq and is a predicted model, not a curated record. NCBI's taxonomy places the organism in Eukaryota, Viridiplantae, Streptophyta, Magnoliopsida, Myrtales, Lythraceae.
AAAGUCAUUCCAAGGGCGCCUUCUUCUUUUUCAUCACUGAGCUCUCUCUCUCUCUCUCUCUCUCUCUCUCUCUCUCUCUCUAUGUGAAGACAUCCUUCGGUUCCUUCGUCAGUACCGCAGCUCACCAUAGCAGCCCGCAGCUAUGGAGCCUUCUCUGCUCCAUCAGUACCGCCGCGAUCGCCGGAAGCUUUUGGAGUACCUGAUUUCCUCCUCCUCAUCAUCGUCGCCAGCUGGCCUUGCCGCCUCCUCUCUCUCCGACGUCGAUUUAGACACUAUCAGUGCUGAUUAUGUCCUCAGCCGCCUACAAUCCGGCGGAGUUUUCGAUAUUGCCGAAGCGACGGAGCAGUACCACCGUGAAUCCGCUUAUCCAAUUUCGAUGCAUUUGCAACUGAAGAAUUCCUUUUUUUUAAUUACGGAUCCUGACCUGUCUGGAUCUCCACCUCGACGUGUGCCUCCUCGACCUGAUGUAAUGCGUAGCACCAAUCCUGCUUCAACUUCUCUACCAAAUUCUGAGGGUAGAGAUAAUGAUGGUUUUACAUAUCAAGAGGCCUCAUUUACACCUUUGAAGCUUGCAGAUGGCAAAGUUCCUUCGCUAGGAUUACCAUGCCUGGUAACAGAAUUUUGAAGGAUUGUCUGAUGAUGACCUGCAAGGAUCAGCCUACGAAAUAUUACUUGCAUCUAUGGUUUUCAAUGGGAUGGACCUACUUGUUCAGGAGAAGAAAAAAGAAAAAGGUUCGAGACUUUUGUCGGCUAUGAAGAGCAAAAAGAAUAGAAUGCAUGUGGAACCUCAACCUCUUCAUAGACAUUUGGAGCUCAUAAAUACUCUCCGCACUCAGAUGGAGAUUUCGGAAGCAAUGGAUUUGUACAUUAAACGGAGGUUGACACAGUUUGCUGAAAGUAGAAAUGGGCGAAUUGAUGUACCUCAGAUCUCCUUGGGUCUUUUGCAUGACAUUCAUGAGUCAGAUUUCUCUAAUGAAAAAUACUGUGUGCAGUGGAAGAGUAGACAGCUAAGCAUGUUGGAAGAAAUUAUCAAUUCCUGUGCUGAUCUUACAGAGAACGAGCGUCAGGUCGCCAGAACUUCUCUUGCAAGAACUAGAGAUCAGAAGGAAUGCAGUUCAACGAUGUCUCUAUCUGAACGUGCUGAGGUUCUGUCAGCUGUUUGGCAGGUUAUUACAAAGUUGUCAUCUCUACCUGGAAAGUUUGGUUUUGAAAGUGAAACCUACUACUGGACUGCUGUAUAUCACCUGAAUAUUAGACUUUAUGAAAAACUUCUUCUUGGCGUAUUUGAUAUCCUUGAUGAGGGCCAUCUCAUAGAGGAAGCAGAUGAAAUUCUAGAACUUGUGCGGAUAACCUGGUCUACUUUAGGCAUCACGGAGAAGUUGCAUGAAGUCUUAUAUAUCUGGCUCUGUUUCCAACAGUUUUUGGCGACACAAGAACCUUCACUGCUAGAGUAUGUGAUCUUCAAGCUAGAGAGAGUUCUUAGUGAUGAAGGUGGCGACCAGAAUGAAGACCCUUAUGUAAAUGCCCUUAAAUGUUCAUGGCAAUGCAACGGUACUGAGAGAAACUUGAGUCUUGUAGAGGCUAUUUUUCACUCUAUAAGCAUCUGGUGUGACAGUAAAUUGCAAGAUUAUCAUCAGCAUUUCAGAAAGGAAACCUCUAAUUUUAGGAGGGUGAUGACCCUUGUGUCAAUAACUGGAGUUCCUGUGAUGGAUGAUUAUGUUGGAAUUAAGCUCAUCAAGUUAAAUACUUCGGACAAAAGUGCUACGAGAAAACUCAAGAGUUACGUAGAGAGUUCCAUUGAGGCUGAGUAUUGUCGGGUAGCGAGUGCUGUUGAUUUGGAAUCCAAAAUGGAAAAAAUGCAUCCUCUCGCUUUACUUGCUAAUGAACUACACUCGGUGGCCAAGAGGGAGUUUAGCAUUUUCUACCCAGAACUUCGUAGUUGGUGUCCUGAAGCUGGGAUAAUUUCAGCCAGAAAACUCAACAAAUUUUAUGGAGAACGACUGGGACCUUACCUAGAGAAAUUGUCAUGCGUCUCUGAGGAUGUUAGAUCGGUGCUUUCAGCAGCUAAUAUGUUUGAUCAUGGUCUUACAUGUUUGUAUAUGUCUGCAUGUGAAGAAGACAGGAUGUUGAUCCAGGAACUGGACCAUUAUAAGAUUGAAGAACUUGCAGGGCCAAUCAUUCUUGAUUGGGUUAUUGCGCAGCAUACACGUAUUUUGCAAUGGAUUGAACGUGCGUCUGAUAUUGAGGAGUGGGAGCCUUUAUCAUCUCAGCAAAAGCAGGCAGCAUCGGCAGUUGAAGUUUUCAGGAUAAUAGAGGAGACCGUGGAUCAAUUUUUCGGGUGGAAUCUUCGGAUGAACAUGACUCAUUUGCAGGCUCUCCUUUCUGUAAUUUUCCACAGCUUGGAUGCUUACCUAUUGAAAGUGUCUGAACAAUUAGUGGACAAGAAACAUUUGUUGCCCUCUGCUCCUCCUCUAACUCGCUAUACGGAGAUGAAUAUCCCUAUAAUUAGGAGAAAGGUGAUAGAGUUUACCCUCAACGACAACACAGUGAAUGGCAAAUUAGCCGCCUCAACCAUAUCGAAGCUCUGUAUCAGAUUAAACACUCUUCAAUAUAUUAAGAAACAAAUUGGCAUAUUAGAAGGUGGUCUCAGAAAAUCUUGGGCAGAGUUGAGAUCGAUUGAAAAUCACAAACUGGGGAAAGAAGAGCCUCCAGAAAGUUCAGAAGAGGAUUUUCUCACUUAUGAUGAAACAGUUGAUGAACUCUUUGUUAGUACAUUCACUUGCAUAAAGGAUUCUUCCACUGAUGCUAUUGGAAAAAUUUGUGACUUGAUAGGGUCAAGAAUGGUGUUCUGGGAUCUUAGAGAUACAUUUCUCCUCUGGUUGUACCGGGAUACUGUUGAAGAUGCUCGACUAGAUAGAUUUCUUCCACAGUUUGAUACUGUCCUUGACCAUAUUUGUGGAGUGCUGGAUGAUUCUUUGAGAGAUCUUGUCGUUUUGAGCAUCUGUCGAGCUUCGCUGGAGGGUUAUGUCUGGGUCUUGCUUGAUGGAGGCUCUUCUCGUGCAUUUUCUGAUUCAGAUGUUUUGCUGAUGGAAGAUGAUCUAAAUACAUUGAAGGAAUUCUUUAUAGCUGAAGGCGAGGGACUUCCCCGUUCAAUAGUGGACCAAGAAUCGAAAGUUGCUGAACAUAUACUACACUUGUACUCCUUUCAGACUGAUGUCUUGAUCCAGAUGCUGCUAAAUGCCAGUGAACACAUCUCGUCAGGAUUAGAUUCACAAAAGCGUGGCAACGUCCCAGAAGAUGCUCAAAUUUUGAUACGGAUAUUGUGUCAUAAGAAAGACCGGGAGGCCUCGAAGUUCCUUAAAAGGCAGUAUCAGCUCCCCAUGGCAUCAGAGUACGAUGACACUCCAUCCAAGGAUUCUACGGGAUCAACGGCCAUAUCGGAAAUUUUCAAGCAAAGUGCCUCUGUGGAUUGGAAGGCUAAGGGCCAGAAAAGUCUAUAUUCAUUUAAGAAGAAAAUUCAAGAAGCGACAUCCGAAAUUAGGCAGGCAGCUUGGUAAUGCCAUUCCAGGUUUUGUAUUUUUGGGCCCCUUUAAGGUAUAAUGCAGACUUGGAUAGAGUACUAAAAUCGCAUUUUUCUGCUGCAAACGCAUCAAGUUAGAUAUAAGUCCUCCGGCACUAGUUUUUGUUUUCUCGGUUAUAUAUUUUUAGAUUCAAUGGCAAGUUAGUUCUUAAGCAAUAGAUGUGCUGCGCUUUAGGAAAUUUAUUGAGUUCAGAUGCGCAAGGAAGCCUCUGAAUCGAACUGCAGCUGUUAGUACUAGCAUCAACAGGCCCUCAAACAAUUUGCAUCUCAACUAUAUGCUGAGUGCACCUCGUUGUGAAUUACGCUUUUGUACUGUCAAAACAAAAGCACACGCUAGGAAGCAAUUUUUCUGAAAGCUGCCCGAUGCAUCUUUCUUUGGCCCUUUUCUUUGUAAUUCAUUAUCGCAUGUCCUGGCCUCUAAUGCGAUACGUGUUUCAGUCUACAACGUUAGUAGGCUUGAUGAAAUCGGAUUGUUUUUUUGUACGUCAAUUUUAUUCUAUUCUAUUUU